This is a messenger RNA of Dermochelys coriacea (leatherback sea turtle), 3351 nucleotides long. It is a transcript of the gene ADGRE1, whose product is annotated as adhesion G protein-coupled receptor E1. Bases 174 to 2897 code for a protein of 907 amino acids. The record is from RefSeq and is a predicted model, not a curated record. Gene Ontology annotation, biological process: cell surface receptor signaling pathway; adenylate cyclase-activating G protein-coupled receptor signaling pathway. Gene Ontology annotation, molecular function: G protein-coupled receptor activity; calcium ion binding. The transcript is spliced from 21 exons. Gene Ontology annotation, cellular component: membrane. NCBI's taxonomy places the organism in Eukaryota, Metazoa, Chordata, Testudines, Dermochelyidae.
ACCAUCCUGCACAGAGGAAGCAGAACUGUCACAAGAUAAGGAGCGCUAAGCUAAAGCCCCUGAAAAGAAGCCCCAGUAAAAUCUGUGUCAUUCAGCAAACUUCCUCUGAAAAGGAUUACAACAGGAUAAAGUAGGGGCAGUUUUCUUGCCUGGUAAGAGAAGGCAGUGGCGUAAUGAAGAAGCAGCUUAUCACCCACCUUGUAGGCUUUUGCUGGCUCGUUUGCUUCAAGGGGACUCAGCAUUUCUCCAGUGCUGUGAACAGGUGCGAUGAUCCAAUGCUGUGCCCUGAUCAUGCAACGUGCACCGAUGCUCUCCAGGGCUACUACUGCACCUGCCAACGUGGGUUCGUAUCCACUUCGGGGGCCACGGAGUUCACCGAUCCAGCCGUCCAUUGCAAAAAGGACAUGUGUGCAGCUUCAUCUGUCUGUCCUGCUUUUGCAACCUGUGAAAACAUCCCUGGGAGCCACCGCUGCGCCUGCAAACGUGGGUUUGCAUCUAGCUCUGGGGAGCAGUACUUCACUGAUCGAAAAGUGAAGUGCAACGAUAUUGACGAAUGUUCCCUGGACCCAUCGCUCUGCGGCCCCAGCACCGUGUGCACCAACAAACUGGGCAGUUAUGCCUGCAAGUGUCCCCCAGGCUACCUCCCCCCGAGCCAGCCUGGCAUCCCGUUCAGCUGCACAGAUAUCAACGAGUGUCUGGAUCUGGCAUCAUGUCCUGCGUCCGCCACCUGCACCAACACCCCAGGAAGCCACUUCUGCACCUGCAAUACCGGCUUUGCAUCCAGUUCUGGGGAGCUGCGCUUCACUGAGCCAGCAGCGCAGUGCAACGAUAUUGACGAAUGUUCCCGGGACCCAUCGCCCUGCGGCCCCAGCUCUGUGUGCACCAACACACUGGGCAGUUACGCUUGCACGUGUCCCCCAGGCUACCUCCCCCCGAGCCAGCCUGGUAUCCCGUUCAACUGCACAGAUGUGGAUGAAUGUGCCCCAAACCCUGCAAUCUGUGGGCCCAAUGCCUCCUGCAUCAACACACCUGGGAGCUACACCUGCCAGUGCUCACCAGGGCACCUUCCGUCCACACCAGGGCCGUGGGUACCUGGAACAACCCGCUGCACAGAUGUCGCUUCAAACGAUCCGGUGAGGAAAUGCCACAACCGAAGGCUAGACGCGGCUCACGGCUCAUCCCCAGACAAUGCUGCCUUCUGCACUUUAUUGACCUCCACCUUCAGCGUCUUGGGAGACCCCUAUGAAAGGAAGAACUCCACCAUCUCUCUGGUGAAAGCCGCUGCGGGAUUUGCCUCCAUCCUGGAGCAGACGCCCUCCUGGUCCAACCUGAGCACGGAGCAGCUCUCCACCAUGGCCACUGUCUUCCUGCAGAGCGUGGAGAGCAUCGUGCUGGCUGCCUUCGCCAACCCCGCCGGGAAUGGGAGCCAGACCAUCCAGAUGGAACAACUGGAUGUCCAGACCAAAGUCAUUGAGGACGGCUGCCCCAGAAAGGACUCAGUCAUCAGCCUGGAAGUCAAAGGGGAGACCAUGAAGAUUAGCUGCAGAACAAUCCAGGGAACAGUGGCACGAGGUACGUCACCACCACCAGAGGGUGUGAGAUGGAUUUCCCAGGCUUGCUUCUCAGCUGCCCCAUUCAGGAUGGGAAUGGGCUCCCCCAGCCCUCACCACCAAGUGGCAAUAUUGCACAGCCCGGGCUGGAGUGGCGUUUGCCUCCUACGUGGGCAUGGAGUCCAUCCUGAAUGGCAGCUUCUUCCAUGGCCAAAGGGCCACCUCAGUCUGGAUGAAUUCCAGGGUGGUGAGUGCCGUCCUGACCAGCCAGACCAAGACCGAUUUCCUGGAUCCAGUCAACUACACCUUCCAGAACAUCAUGCCAAGCAGCAGCCCCGACCAGCUCAUCUGCGUCUCGUGGGAGGCCACGGCCUGGCAUGGCAGCUGGGCUCAGGCAGGGUGCGGGGUCCUACACAGCAAUGCCACUCACACCACGUGCAGCUGCAAUCACGUCUCCAACUUGGCUGUCCUCAUGGCAUCGGGGGAGAUAACGGCUUCCCACUGUUCCUCGUCUCCCACAUCGGGCUGGCCCUCUCUCUGCUGUGCCUCUUCCUCGCCAUCCUCACCUUCCUCCUGAGCCGUUCCAUCCGCAACGUGAACACCUCCAUCCACCUGCAGCUCUGCCUCUGCCUCUUCCUGGCCGACCUGCUCUUCCUCACCGCGGUGGACAGCCCCGGCCAUCAGCUGGCGUGCACCAUCAUUGCUGGCCUCCUGCACUACCUCUUCCUGGCCUGCUUCGCCUGGAUGUUCCUGGAGGCCGUGGUGCUCUUCCUCACCAUCCGCAACCUCGGGGUCGUCAACUAUUUCAGCACCCACAGCCCCAAGAUGCGGCACCUGAGCCUCUUCGGCUACGGCUUCCCCACCCUGGUGGUGGCCGUCUCGGCGGUGGUUAUGCCGGAGGGCUACGGCAGGCAGGAAAACUGCUGGCUCAGCAUGGAAAAGGGGUUCAUCUGGAGUUUCCUGGGACCGGUGUGUGUCAUCAUCGGGAUUAAUUCCAUCCUUUUUGCCUUAACCCUCUGGAUGCUGCAGAGAAAGCUUUCCAGGCUCAACACUGAUGUGUCCACCCUCAAGGACACCAGGCUACUGACCUUUAAAGCCAUCGCCCAAGUCUUCAUUCUGGGCUGCACGUGGAUUUUCGGUCUCCUUCAAGUCGGCCCAGUUGCCACUGUCAUGGCGUAUUUAUUUACCAUCAUCAACAGCCUGCAGGGAGCCUUCAUCUUCCUGGUGCACUGUCUCCUCAAUCGCCAGGUGCGGGAGGAGUAUAAGAGAUGGUUCACCUGCAAACCCAAGUCCUACAUUUCCGACGUCUCCAUGUCUACUUUAGCCACCAGCAGCAAAGCGGGCUGACGGUCUGGCCGGGAGGCAGGAGAUGCUGUUGCGCCAUAGGAGAAGGAAGAGCUUAUUGCAGAACUUGAAUCCGCCUUCUUUAAAAUGCUUGCAGGAUCAGAACUUCGAAACUAACCUCCCAGCUGUCUAGGCUGGAGUGUGAUCCCGGGGUUAAAGCAGUCGGCUGGGAAGGGGAGUGGGGUGUGAGGAUUAGAGCUGGGGGUGCUGGCAGUCAGGACUCCUGGGUUCUUCUACCCCCGGCUGUGGGGUCUAGUAGUUAGAACAAGUUACACUCCCUAGACAGUGGCACAUAUAGCUUAGUCCAGCCCUGGUCCGCUGCUCCUUUUCUGAGAUUCCCUUUCUCCUUAUUUAUUGUGGGUUUUUUCCCCCAAUCCUUCAGUCCCCCGAAAUCUGAGCAGGUUUUUGCAUGUCUGUGCCAUUUCAAUACUGUAAAAUGAGUUUGAUUUUGAAUGCA